AGCAGUGUCCGUCUGUCCUGCAGGGGAAGGUGGCCCAGACCGCCUGCAUGUCGGCCUGCAAGCACCUGUCCACCUCGCUGCUGCAGCUGCUGCUGGAGGCCGAGGUCAGGCAGCUGACGCUGGGCGCCCUGCACCAGUUCAACCUGGACGUGGAGGAGUGCGAACAGUUUGCCAGAUCCGGCCCAGUGCCUGGGUUCCAAGGGGACACGCUGCAGUUGGCCUUCAUCGACUUGAGACAACUCCUGGAUCUGUUCAUCCAGUGGGAUUGGUCGACGUAUUUGGCCGACUACGGACAGCCCACGUGCAAGUACCUCCGUGUGAACCCCACCACAGCCCUGAUCCUGCUGGAAAAGAUGAGGGACACCAGCAGGAAAAACAACGUUUUCGCCCAAUUCCGGAAAAACGAGCGGGACAAGCAGAAGUUGAUCGACACCGUGGCCAAGCAGCUGCGUGGCCUCAUCAACAGCCACCACUCCUGAGGGGCUCAGGAUCCCCUUCCCACAGCCAGGACUCCGGGAAUCUCGUUGGGAGAGAGGAUUUGUAUUUUUUUUAUUCGCCUGGAAAUUCUCCGCGGAGCCUCCCCCCGACGGCAAAACGCUCCCGGUGGGAACGAUCCUGGGAAAAGGCAGGAGCCUCCUGGAUAAACUCCUAUUUUCAGGGGUUUAGGAAGUGAUGGGAAUUCUUGGAGCCUGGGAGAAGUUCACACCCGGACUGGGGUUGGUUUUUGUUUUGUUUUGGUUUUUUUUUUUGUCAAUGCCAAAUUGAAGGGAUCACCCUGCCUUUCUUUUGUUAAUUUAUUCCCUUGGAAAACAGAUGGGAAGAGCCACGGGUUUGGGUUCUCUGGGCAGAGGGUCACCCUGAGUGGUUUGGAUUUAGGUAGGAAAAAGGGAUUUCCCAGGUUUUUUUCUCCUCCUUUCCCCCUCCACGUGCUGAUUUCCACAUUCUGCAAAUCCCUGGAAUUGUGACCCUUUCCCACAUGUCCCAUCCCUGAGCUCCACUCCAGGACCUGCCAGAGGCUGUGGGAUCAUGGAGAAGGGUUUGGAGCAGCCUCAUGAGUAGAUUUGGGAAGGGACAGCCCAAGGAUAAUCUGGGAAUGUGGCCUGUGGGCACCACUCUGGGGCUGGACACGUCCAUGGACGGGGAGAGGGGAGGGAUGGACGCUCCAUAGGGAUGGGGGAUCUCACACUGGGAUCUCCCUGUG
Messenger RNA from Ficedula albicollis (Collared flycatcher), 1201 nucleotides. RefSeq names its product exocyst complex component 6B. NCBI's taxonomy places the organism in Eukaryota, Metazoa, Chordata, Aves, Passeriformes, Muscicapidae. Gene Ontology annotation, biological process: exocytosis; Golgi to plasma membrane transport; intracellular protein transport. The transcript is spliced from 4 exons. Gene Ontology annotation, cellular component: membrane; exocyst. The coding region runs from base 48 to 479 and encodes 143 amino acids. The record is from RefSeq and is a predicted model, not a curated record.